Messenger RNA from Ceratosolen solmsi marchali, 2703 nucleotides. Its product is annotated as spondin-1-like. Bases 51 to 2666 code for a protein of 871 amino acids. Gene Ontology annotation, cellular component: extracellular matrix. NCBI's taxonomy places the organism in Eukaryota, Metazoa, Arthropoda, Insecta, Hymenoptera, Agaonidae. The transcript is spliced from 16 exons. The record is from RefSeq and is a predicted model, not a curated record. Gene Ontology annotation, molecular function: serine-type endopeptidase inhibitor activity. Gene Ontology annotation, biological process: cell adhesion.
AGGACGAGUAAUAUUUUAGGACACUCUAAACGACCUCGACAAACUUGAAAAUGUCCUCUGCUUUCAACGAAUGGAAUAUAUUUCUUCUGUUACUUGUGAUAACUACAAAAGCAUCGACUCAUUGCGAACAAAAAUGGGAUGACAUCAAAGCACCACAUUCAAUUACAUAUACAUACCAUAUUCGCUUACUAAAAAUCAACACUACCGAAGAAUAUAGAAAUUAUAUACCCAAUACGAAAUAUCAAAUUGUUGUAAAAUCAGACGAAGAAGAUGUAACCUUCAUUAGAUUUUACUUAACUGUAGAAAAUGAAAACAAAUCGCUUCCUCAUGGUUUACUUGAGCUUUAUAACGAUGAAAUAAGCGAAUUUUCUCAGGAUUGUCCAGAUGCAAUUACACAAGUAUCGCAAGUUGCAAAAGAUGAAAUUUCCACUUAUUGGACGAGUCCUGAAGAAGGCUUUGGAUGCGUCAUUGUCAGAGUGUCGAUAAUGGAAUCACCAUCAAUUUGGUUCAUGGAUGGGAACUUGGACAAAAAAUUUUGCCAGGAUCCCAAAACUACCGUUGAUGAUCCUGGUCCUGUAUUGACAGAAUGCUGUGCCUGUAACGAGGCCAAGUACGAGCUCGCCUUUGAAGGACUUUGGUCAAGAUAUACUCAUCCGAAAAAUUUUCCGAGUAAACCGUGGAAUGCAAGAUUCUCCGAUGUAAUUGGCGCUUCACAUGCAUCAAAAUAUCGUUUUUGGAAAUACAAUGGUUUUGCUAGUGAAGGCUUAAAGCAAGUUGCUGAAAAUGGCUUAACUCGAAUUUUAGAAUCGGAGCUAAAGAACAAAAGUAUUCAUAUAAGAACCAUCAUCAAAGCUAGAGGUAUAAACUUUCCAAAUAUAACUAGUAAGACUUUUGCAGUAUUUAAAGUUGAUCAACAACACCAUCUUAUGUCACUGGUCUCGAUGAUAGAUCCAUCGCCUGAUUGGUUCGUUGGUGUAUCUGGAUUAGAGCUCUGUUUACCUAAUUGUUCUUGGAUUGAGCAAAAAGAGCUCAACUUGUAUCCAAUUGACGCAGGUACAGAUGAUGGCAUUACUUACGAAGCAAUAAACUCGGAGACAAACCCCCGUGAUGUUAUUAGAAGAAUAACAACAAAGUGGCCGGAGGACGAACGUUCGCCUUUUUACGACUUAACAGCCAUCGACAUGAAUCCUUUAGCCAAACUUUAUAUUAAACGUCAACGGAUCUAUGAAAAAAACUGUGAAAAGUCGCCGGUGAUCGAGAAUAAUGAAGGUGUAAAUCAACCGAUUAUGCGUAAGGCGUGUCAGGUGACUGCGUGGGCUCAAUGGGAGAGUUGCUCGGUCACCUGCGGCGUAGGCAUAAAGCUCAGACAACGAAAGUACAAGAAUGAAAAAUCGGCGAUGAAGCACAACUGUAACAUACCACUCAGCAAAAGGAUCCCCUGCUACACCGAGAAAAACUUCAUAUGUCCUCCCCAGGAAGUCGAUGAAAAAAAGUGCCCGAUGUUACCCUGGAGCGAGUGGUCGCCCUGCACCAAGACUUGUGGCCCCGAGAGUCGAACGCGUGAACGUAACUUCCGAUCGAAGGAGCACCACAAAAAGUGCAAGCAUUUAUAUCCGAGUAUAGAGCUCCAGCAGACCAUGGAUUGUAAGAACCCGUCGUGCAAUAAUGAGGAUUUCGCAGGGAUCUCCGACACUACGAUCAAGGACAUCGCUAAACUGGAACCGGUAAGCGAGACUUACGAGAUGCACGAGACGAGCGAGAUGAAUGAGAUGUACGAGACAAGAGAAAUGAACGAGAUGGGAGAGAAAAGCGAGCCCCCAGCCGAUGUUUCCGAGGUGUUGAACGAGGAUUUGAUGAGGGUGGAGAAUGGCGAGAAGAAAUGCAUAAACGAACGCUUCACCCAUUGGUCGGUAUGGAGUCCCUGCUCGGUGUCAUGUGGCUUAGGUACGAAAGGCCGAUCUCGACAAAUCAAACCCGAAUGGAACAAUUCACCAGACGUCGGGAAAGAUGUCAGCAUUAACGAGUGUCUAUACCAAUUAACGUCGUGCGAGGGCAAAACCAAAUUCUGCCAAAUCACUAAAGAGAGGACAGAAGUGAUUUGCUCACAGCCGAAACAACCUGGCGAGUGUCCUGACGGACACAACGACAAUUCUUUGCGUUACUACUUUGACAAAGCCAAGGGCACAUGUAUAAUUUUUCAUUAUACCGGUUGUAAUGGUAAUAUGAACAAUUUUCGAACGUUUCAAGAAUGCCAAUCAACCUGCAGUACAUUCCAAGAUAACUCAAAUUUAAGAAAUUAUAAAGUACAGCUGAGCAGUAUUGUCACUUAUAAUGUACCACUAAUCGAUGAUGCAACAAACUUCAAGAUCAAACGUAUAUGUGACGAAGAAAAUCAUUCCGAACGUCGUAAGAAAAAGCACAAGAAUCAUGAAGGGACCAAAUCAAACUCGCCAUACGAUGAGAAAGUAGAUUGUAAAAUCUCAGAAUGGAACAUCAAUUUUCUAUGUUCGAGUUGUGAUGGAUAUCUUGUACUCAAUCGCACUGUAUUGGUAGAAGCUAGAAACGGAGGUAAACCUUGUCCAACCAAGCGAUUUCGAAUAAAAAAGUGUCAUAAAGUUAUGGAAGAGUGUGAUGGAGAGAGCAGACGCAAACGAAUUGUUAAGUAAAGAAUUAUUAAUAAAGCAGAUCCUAUGGAUGAAGAAG